Molecule: messenger RNA, 1033 nt
Organism: Episyrphus balteatus (marmalade hoverfly)
Lineage: Eukaryota; Metazoa; Arthropoda; Insecta; Diptera; Syrphidae
Product: antigen 5 like allergen Cul n 1-like
Exons: 2
Coding region: 134-892 (252 amino acids)
Source: RefSeq, a predicted model, not a curated record
UAACUAGAUCUAGUUGGGAUUUUUACUUGAAUUAAGUUGAGACUGGCACCGACAUCGGUAGUUUAUUUUUUGAAAAGUUAAGUUAGCAGAGUCUGAGGUUUUGUAUCUUGUUUUUAAUAUAAAUUGCUUCGAGAUGGCGAAACUGAUAUCAAUAAGCCUUUUGCUCUUCCUCAAUCAUGUCGUUGUUUAUGCUGAAAAUCUUAGUCAGUACUGUAAUACCAAUUUGUGUAAGAAACAAAGGACACACAUUGCGUGCGAUAAUAACUUGAAAAUCAACUCAUCCUGUGCCAGUUACAGUGAAAUGCUCAAACUUUCACCAAAAAUUAAACAAAUCAUUCUCAACAAACACAAUGAAUACCGCAACAAGUUGGCCUUGGGAGGAGUUCCUCACUUCCCAUCGGCAACUCGAAUGGCAACAAUGCGAUGGAAUGAUGAAUUGGAAUUUAUGGCAAGUUUGAAUGUCAAAUCGUGCACUGGGACUCAUGAUACUUGUCGAAAUACACGUAACUUCAAACAUUCAGGACAAAAUAUUGCUAGAAGGACAACAUUCAAUGAUACCAUUCCAUUGGAAACACUCGAAUACAACAUCUAUCAUGGUAUUGAUAGAUGGUUUCGUGAGCAUUUGAUAUGUGAACGUGAUCGAACAGUGAUAUUUAAUAAUGGAAAGAAGAAAUGUGGUCAUUUUACUGUGAUGAUUGCGGAUCGGAAUACACAUUUGGGAUGUGCGGUUAUGCAUAUGAAGAAGGAGAAGACAGUUUUUACGUGUAAUUAUGCAUGGACGAAUAUUAAAAAUGCAAAGUUGUAUAAUACGGGUAGAGCAACUUCGCAAUGCAAGACGGGAAAGAAUCCUAGAUAUCAAGGAUUGUGCUCAAUUAAUGAGAAAUAUCCAUAGAUAUUGAGGAACCUAUAAAGGAUUAUUACUAUAAAUGGUGUCCUCAUGAAAAAAAAAUAUAGUUAACUACUAUGAUUAUAGAAUUAGAUAAAUGAUUGUUAAAUUUUAUAUUGAUAUGAGUGAAUUAAAAUAAACCUUCAA